ACCAAAAUAUAAACAAAAAGGUCCACGUGCGUUCGCAUGGUGCUUAGUUCGAUUUAAUUCAACAGUUCAAAAUAAAUAUUCUAAUGGCUGAAUUUAAAAGAACAAACGCCCAAAUUUACGCGAAAACAGCUAACAUACUCUCACCGGAUACUAUAUACUGGAAGAAACUUGGUGUACCCACGUUAGUAAAAGAAUUUGGAGCGAUAGACUUCAUUGACUUUAGCCCAGUGGAGCCGUUUUUGUUCGCAGUGACGGCAUCAGUUCGCGUACAAAUCUACAAUCCUGUUACGAAAUUAGUCGUGAAAAAUAUUACCAAGUUCCAAGAGGGUGCACAUGGAGGCUCGUUCCGAAACGAUGGCAAUUUGCUGGUAGCUGGCGAUGAUCUUGGAAAAGUGCGAUUGUUUGACGUUUCAACUAAAUCUAUUCUGCGUUUCUUCGAAGGCCACAAGGCUCCAGUGUAUCGGACUUCCUUCAACGCAGAUGGACAUCAUGUCAGUAGUUUUUCCGACGACAAAACUGUUCGGUAUUGGGAUAUCGCAACAGAAAACCAUAUAAUGACAUUUUCCGAACAUACGGACUAUAUUCGAGCAGGAUGCACUAGUCCCAUCAGCCCAGAUAUUAUUAUUUCUGGAGGAUAUGAUAAGAAAAUCAACAUGUAUGAUACAAGGAUGAAGCAAAAAGUUUUGACUUUAGAUCACGGAAGCCCGGUUGAGUCUUUGAUUUUCCUGCCCAGCGGCGGAAUAUUCAUUAGCGCUGGAGGAACUUCUGUUAAUGUGUAUGACGCGUUGGCGGGAGGAAGGAAAAUUGCGCAAUUAUCACAGCACCACAAAGCCGUUACCUGUUUACAACUAGCUAGUGAUGGUAAACGGUUACUUUCCGGAAGUUUAGAUAGACAUGUCAAAAUAUAUGAUGUGGCUACCUAUCAAGUAGUUCACACUAUAGAUAACCCUAAUGCUGUAUUGAGUUUGGGAGUGUCCAAAAAUGACGAUACACUUGUGACGGGAAUGGUUGAUGGUUUAAUAGCAAUUCAUCGGAGAGACAGCAAUAAGGAUAAAGAGGAUCCACAAACCGAUAGAGUAAAAGGACGUUCAAGAUACGAUAAUAUUUUUGAGAAUGCAGACGAUACUAUUGCUGAAUUCCGGUAUGCCAAAAUAGCACAGUUUGAUCGUAUGCUCAAAAAGUACGAAUAUUCGAAAGCUUUAGAUAGUGUAAUGAUUCCAAUCAUUGCCAAUAAGACCCCUGAAAAAACUGUUGCACUAAUCAAAGAUCUUAUUCGGCGCAAGGGCUUACAGCGAGCGUUACAGAACCGACCGCAUUUUUUCUUGGCAAAAUUCAUCACCUUUCUAACGCGUAACAUCGGAGACUAUAGAUUCACGCCAGCUCUGGUGGACGCUGCCAAUAUAUUGUUGGAUGUUUAUGAAGAUGAUUUUGAACAGUUCAUAGGCACCGAUGUAGGCAAGAUGUUCAUUUUGCUUUCUAGGAGAUUGAAAAAAGAAGAACAAAUAAUCGAUGACUUCCAGCAGUUACAUGGUUUAAUAGAGAUGAUAUCUUCGGCGGCAGACAUAAGUGUUGGAUCCCAUGAUUCGGAUGACCAAGAAGGUGUUGUGAAUGAGGAAUUACAUGCGUCUUUGAAAGCACAGAAGCAAGCCAUUAUUAAUAUUGAUUAACCCAGUUAAUAAAUUUUAAAAAAUAAAGAGAAGUCUUUUGUUCCAAAGAAAACCAUUGCAAUUGCAGGUUAUCCAACAACAUAUGUAUUUUGUUUUUUCUUAAAUUCGUUUUUUUUACCGGCUCAGUUACAUAGGUUUUAAGGUUUUUACAAUAGUUCAAACUAAUGGUCGCAGUGAUUCAAGGCUUCCACAGAAGAAGAAAGAACCCUUCUCUCAACUAUAUUUUUUACUAGUAUAUAUACUCAUUUUCUCUCAAGUCUAUUGUUAAUAAGGUAGGGAACCAAUAACUCGCGGUCGACGAGUAUUUUCUUCAGGAAAAGGAAAGAAAUAGGAAUAGGAAUUAACCGUGUUAGUUUGUUAUUGUUGAGUUUUUCGGGGUUAAAAAGAAAAGUAAAUAAUUAAAAGCGACGUAAAACUGAUUUUUUUCACUCUAAUGUAGUGAUAAGAAAAAAAGUUGAAAAAGUCUGAGCCUAGGGGCAUGGACGGGAUCUUGACAUAGGACUGUGAUUGUGUGUAGUAAUUGCUUUUAAAUUGAGUUUUUCAUUGAUCAAAAUCUGUAUGUUUUUCUUUUUUGAUACAUCAAAUGGAUGCCCUGGAAAAACCGUUUCCUGUAUGUACUUAUAUCCUUUAAACUGGUUAGAUGACAUAACGUGGUAGAAUUCGGUACCGCAUUCUGUUCAAAAAUGUACACAAAAAUAUCAUUAAAGCCAUUCAAUCAUGCAGAAGAAGACAAAGAGUCAUCAUGUAUCAUUUUUAAACACAAGUCUAAAUAGUUAAGAGUUACAUAAAUAAAAGCUAGAGCCAAAAUAAUCUAUGACUACAAAAAUAUAUUAAGGAUUAAAAUAGCAUUAUCUCCUUUGCUACCACGUUGUCCGGAACAUUGUUUGUAAAAACUUUAUAGCCCUGUAAGAUCGCGUCUACUCAAGCUAUAAUAAUCUGAUUUACGUGGGUAUACCCUUUCGAUCUUCUAAAUCAGCAGCCAUUUAAAUUCAUUUAUUGCAUUUUCACAUAACCAAACAACAUACUCGAUAAUAUGACAUCCUGAGCCACAAUUACACAAAUUAUUAGUAAUGAGACCUACACGAUAAAAACAUGAAUUGAACACAAAUUGAUUGGACAACAUACAAUAUAAUAUAAAAUUAAUGCCUAUUAUCGGUAAAUGGAGAAUAAUUCAUUUUACGCAUCAACUCACAUUAUGAGCUAACGCCCGAA
This is a messenger RNA of Toxorhynchites rutilus septentrionalis, 2879 nucleotides long. RefSeq names its product U3 small nucleolar RNA-associated protein 15 homolog. Gene Ontology annotation, molecular function: protein binding. The record is from RefSeq and is a predicted model, not a curated record. Bases 84 to 1667 code for a protein of 527 amino acids. NCBI's taxonomy places the organism in Eukaryota, Metazoa, Arthropoda, Insecta, Diptera, Culicidae. Gene Ontology annotation, biological process: rRNA processing; positive regulation of transcription by RNA polymerase I. Gene Ontology annotation, cellular component: nucleolus. The transcript has 2 exons.